GUGAAAGGAACCAGGCUCCGCCCUCUUGACCCAGCGUGCAAGCUGCGCCCUCUCCAGCCCUGGGUACAAGAAGUGAGCCGCUCUCACCACACUACUUCACAACCGAGCCUGGGAGAGGGUCGCUCAACGAUUCCAUAGAGUUCCGUCGGAGUCCUGUGCCGCCUCUACGGUGAGGGAACGCAGCGUGCGACGACCAUCGGUGCUGAGGGGAGUAAAUACCGCUGUGAGACCGGAAGUGCCUCGGGAGGCGUCGCUUCCGGAAGUGUGGCAUAUCCUCACCACACCAGGAAGUGUGGUGCCGCGGCGGCUCCUGCUGUCCACCCAGUUGGAUGUGGGCUUGAAACAGGUGUUAAUGUAUCGUUGUUUGCGGAGGCUCAUCGGAGCGUCACCCUUCCGAAAGUGCCGGAGGGUGCAAGUAUUUUAUCAUGUUUUUGAAUGUCGCGUCCUGUCGAAAACUGUAGGGGAAGCAGCACUAGGAAUGUUUCCAGGUGGCCUGUGGCUCCCUAAAGGCUUUUAAGAAGUUUUCUGUUGCUGCCCAUCACCCUCGAUUCCCCUUUUCCCCAGGGAUGUGCAGAUGGAGGCCGGAGAAGAUAGUGCUGUCCCAGCCCCCGGGGAUGUGGAGGACUUGGUGGACACGCAGUUGCCCAUUGAGGAGGCUGGAGACAGUGAAGGGGGUCACUCGAGCACGCCGGAUCCCGGAGAUGGGGACCCGGAGGACACAGGAUCCAAGGCCAAGGACCAGUCACCCAGCCUCCUGUCACCUGGGCCUCAGGCUGAGGCCCCAUCAAGCACUUGUGAGCCCUGGAAAACCGCAGCUUCAGACGGCAAUCCUGGAGAACCUGAGGGUAGCUCUGAGGGCCAAGGAGAGGACCCCAGUGAUGGGGACCCCAGUGACGGGGACCCCAGUGACGAGGACUGGCGCAGCCAACGGAAGCACGUGUUUGUGCUGAGUGAGGCAGGCAAGCCCAUCUACUCACGGUAUGGUAGUGUGGAGGCACUGUCUGCCACCAUGGGUGUGAUGACAGCGCUCGUGUCCUUCGUACAGAGUGCAGGAGACGCCAUCCGAGCCAUCUAUGCUGAGGACCACAAGCUGGUGUUCCUGCAGCAGGGUCCACUCCUGCUGGUGGCUGUGUCCCGGACUCCUCAAUCAGCAGCACAGCUACGGGGUGAGCUGCUCGCAGUGCACGCACAAAUUGUGAGCACACUAACACGUGCAAGCGUGGCCCGCAUCUUCGCACAUAAGCAGAACUAUGACCUACGUCGUCUGCUGGCUGGCUCCGAGCGCACACUGGACAGGCUCCUGGACAGUGUGGAGCAAGACCCAGGUGCCCUGCUUCUGGGUGCUGUGCGCUGCGUGCCUCUGGCCCGUCCACUACGGGACGCCUUGGGUACACUACUGCGGCGCUGUACAGCCCCAGGGCUGGCCCUGUCAGUGCUGGCUGUUGGUGGCCGACUGAUAACAGCAGCCCAGGAGAGGAAUGUGCUGGCUGAGUGCCGGCUGGACCCAGCUGAUCUUCAGUUACUGCUUGACUGGGUGGGUGCACCAGCCUUUGCAACAGGUGAGGCAUGGGCACCUGUGUGCCUGCCUCGCUUCAACCCAGAUGGUUUCUUCUAUGCCUACGUGGCCCGCCUGGAUUCCAUGCCUGUCUGCCUGCUGCUGCUUGGUACCAACCGUGAAGCCUUCCAUGCCAUGGCUGCCUGCCGGCGCUUGGUUGAAGAUGGGAUGCACAACCUUGGUGCCCUGCGUACUCUUGGGGAGGCUGCCAGCUUUUCUAAUGGACCAGCGGCCAAUGCCCCUGCCUACAGUGUGCACGCUGUGGGAGCACCCGGCCUCCGGCAUUUCCUCUAUAAGCCACUGGACAUCCCUGACCAACACCGCCAGCUGCCACAGUUUACCAGUCCUGAGCUGGAGGCCCCAUACAGCAGAGAGGAGGAGCGACAGCGACUGUCGGACUUGUAUCACCGCCUGCAUGCUCGCCUCCAUAGCACCUCCCGGCCCCUGCGCCUCAUUUACCACGUGGCUGAGAAGGAGACACUGCUGGCCUGGGUGACCUCCAAAUUUGAGCUCUAUACUUGCCUGAGCCCCCUCGUGACCAAGGCGGGCGCCAUCUUAGUAGUGACGAAGCUCCUGCGCUGGGUGAGGAAGGAAGAGGACCGCCUUUUCAUCCGUUACCCACCCAAGUAUUCCACACCGCCCUCCACCUCGGUGGAGCAGGCCCCCAACAAUGGCUUGUUCACUGGACUCUGAAUGACUGCUGGAGUGACCACAUUUGGCGUUUAAAUUCUGUCUCCACUCUGGAAAUGUGGGUAGAAGUCUGUGUGGGGCUGGUCCCCAUUUCCGUGGGCAGGUGGGCAAGAUCUCAGGGUUUGCCCACAAACGGGAGAACAGCAGCUAGGGGGCACAGGGUGCUCUCUGAGCCCCCUCACGCCCCUCCCUCCACUUCUAGGAAAGUCGAAAGCUCCUCUGCGCUCUGCCUCACCUCCUUAACUAACAAUGCUACCGCACCCUCCGUCAUUAGCCGGCCCCUCCAAACCUCUUCUAAGCAGCACAGGUUACCACCAUGUCCAUCUUCCAAGCAGACCUGAGCCUGGGCUGAGGCUGUCCUCAGGGUAGGGGUGGGUAACCCACAAGGGCUCUAGAAUUUGGAAUGCAGGGCUAGCCUGUGCUUGAAACCGGCCUAGGAAUGUUUAAAGAAAACUACAGAAAGGGCCUAAGGUUGAAUCUCACAAGUCAUUCCUCUGUCCUUCAUGCCCCCCUUUUUUUUCUCUCUCCAUUAUUUUUCCCUACUUAAAAAAAAAAAAACAAAAAACAUCCACCAAUGUAACACAUGCCACGUGACUUCACCCAACGACAGGAUGCAGCUUUGUGAAGAUACCCUUAGCCUCUAAGGCUCCUACCCAAGAGAAAGAACUUCCUUUAGGCCCCUUUAGUGGAGAUCUAUGAACAGACAGGGCUUGGAACUCUUAAGCUGCUACUCAGCACAAAUAUGUUUGAUCUGGACGCAGGCCGCUUGCAGCAGCAACCUAAAGAACCCUUAAAGAACUUGUACGCACAACCCUCCUCAGCUGCCCACUACCCUGCUUCCAGCCUAGUUUAGCGAUAGGGCCCUGUGGUUGGGCGCAUGCGUGCUAACUAUCGGUUGCAUGUUCUGCGCUUGCUCAGAGCAGAUACCUGUGCCGCCCCACCCCCUGGUUUCCUGCAAGGUCUGUAGCAGCACGUGCUGCUCUUCCCUGCCACUGUUUUUCCACUCUUCUGUGGCACAUGCGCAGAUGCCCCACAUUGGGAAACUGCGGAGCUGGAGCGUUUGAUGGCAGAGUGGCUGGGAGCUGAGGAGACUGACGACACCAGAGGUAGUGAGGGCCCACAGGGUGGAAGGGAGAGAGGCUUUGGCCCAUGGUAAUAAUCAAGAGUAAUUUUUUUAGAAAAAAAAUGUUUUUAGCCUACUGAAAAUUUUAACUUCCACACAGUGGAAAUAAAUAAUAUGCGUGUUCUCAUCACCUAGGUUAACUUGCCAACUUUAUUGACCUUAUUAAAUACUUAAAUAGUUCAUUUGAGGACCUAUUACCAAGCAAAUCAGGAAGGGAUAGUGGUAUGCUCACAAAAACUGCCCUGCCGAUGUCAUUUCACAGCUAGCUUAGAUGGUUUACUACAGAGAUUUUUUUUCAAGGAUUUUGAGAGUGGUUUUCUACACUGUUUUCAAAUUUGUUUUGACUCAAAUGAUGACAACUUCUCCCCUCACUGGGGGCCUAGAAACUACUGGAAAUUGCAGUUCAUUCAAAAGAAAGUAUUUCUCAUGGGAAAUCAACUGGACGAGCAUUUUUGUUUUAAUUAUAGAAAAUUCCCGAACAUUCCAAGGUAGAGAAAAUAUCAUGAUGAGUGACCCCAACCCUACCUCGACGGGUAAUCAAAUUCUGUCUGUACCCAUCUCCCGAUCCUGGCUCCUGCGUGCCAGGCCUGUCACUACAAGACCAAACACGGGAGGUGACACCUUGCCAGACCUGUCUAUUCAGAUUCCAAAGCAAUGGGUGUGGCCUUCAAGAGCAAGACCUGCAGUUUCCCUGGGCACCUGAAACAUCUUCUUGGUGCUUGGUACACAGUAAUAUUUUUUUUCUUUCUGUUUUUAAGUGGAUGAAUAAGUAAUCAUUUAAGCAGGAUUUGUCUUAAAUUGUAGCCACAGAUUGGGUGCCAGUUUUCAAAGAAUAAAAAUCAGACAGCAACAUGCCGCACUUUAUUAAGCAUUUGAUGCAGUACCACAGAGAUUUGAAAACUUAACAUCAACCUUUCAGAUUCCUCAAGAGUUAAGAAGUGAGGGACUUGGCUGGCACUGCAGGAAGCUGAAAGGCGUAUCAGGUUGUGUUUCUCAGCCACUGACUUGUGCUUAGGGGCAUAAUACUUAGCACCAGUGGCAUCCAGGUGGGGUGGGGUGCUUAUGCUUUACAUGCUCGUCCACAUCUGUAACCUCCAUGCUGGGUAAUAACAGGAGAUUGACUAAGCAAACAUGAACAAAGGACAGUCAGUGGUGACUUACUGACAGAGAUACAGGAAGUGGUCACAUAAAUGACCAAAGCUAGGGAUAGCCUUGCAGAUUGUAGACUUUUUUUUUAAAUAAAGAGAAACAUUUUUAGUUGGUAUAAUUGUUUAUUUUAUAAAAGAUGGGCCCGAGAAGUUUUAUUUUUGUUAGUGAAUAGUUGGGAUUGAAACAAGAAAGGGAGGGGGUUGUCAAGAAUAGCUACUUGAAAAGAGAGGUAAGCCCACUUUGAUAACUGGUGAAGGGCCUUGGAUUUAGGGGAGGGGAGCAAAAUGGAGGCCUUUUGUGACUCAUUUUUUAUUUAUCUCUUAGAGAAAUAGGUAGUAAUAUGUAAUUUAAAAUAUGAGAGGAAAAGGGAAAGUUGAGCAGCACCUGAGGAUUAUACAUUGGACCAAUGUUAACUCCAGAUUUUAAUGGCUAUUUUGCAGUUACUUGGAGUCUCUGUAUAUAGGAAAUAUGCACUGGAAUAUUAAGUAUUAAUGGGUCAUACUAUUUACAACUUACAGUUGAAAAACACUCAAACAUGGAGGACCUGAUAGAGUACCAUAGCCUAUUUCUACGACUUUUGUGUACAUCUGAAAUAAUUUCAAAAUAAAAUGUUAAAAGGGGA
This is a messenger RNA of Mesocricetus auratus (golden hamster), 5139 nucleotides long. It is a transcript of the gene Mon1b, whose product is annotated as MON1 homolog B, secretory trafficking associated. The transcript has 5 exons. The coding region runs from base 575 to 2248 and encodes 557 amino acids. NCBI's taxonomy places the organism in Eukaryota, Metazoa, Chordata, Mammalia, Rodentia, Cricetidae. Gene Ontology annotation, biological process: vesicle-mediated transport; protein targeting to vacuole. The record is from RefSeq and is a predicted model, not a curated record.